Protomyces lactucae-debilis is the source of this 1128-nucleotide messenger RNA. RefSeq lists its product as uncharacterized. The transcript has a single exon. Gene Ontology annotation, biological process: protein ubiquitination; Notch signaling pathway. Bases 1 to 1128 code for a protein of 375 amino acids. The record is from RefSeq and is a predicted model, not a curated record. NCBI's taxonomy places the organism in Eukaryota, Fungi, Ascomycota, Taphrinomycetes, Taphrinales, Protomycetaceae.
AUGUCUUUCGCUGUCUGGCAGUACCACUGCGACGGCUUCUGGCAAAGCUACGAUCAGCCUACAAGUGACCAAAUUGAAGCUGCGCGCCAAGCAAAUGUAGACACAGUCGAGCUCACUGAGGGCAUCUAUAGAGCACCACAGUUCGACUAUACCAUCUAUGAAGUCAUGCCUUUCAUAAUGCUUCAGAGAAACAAGGAGACGGGCACCUGCCGCCCCGUUCGACGCCUUCAGGCAACAAUAGACGGUCUCGGCGCUGGUCCAAAAGACUGCCAUGCACAAGCUGCAAGUACCACUGACCCGCUAAGAGAGCUUUUUGAACCAUUCAAAAGUGAUGCGCUGUCGGCAGAUGCACAAUGCAACAUUUGCAUCUCUGGCUUCGACGACGAGGAGGCAGCAGCCAUCAAGCUGCCCAAAUGUCAGGGCCACUGGUAUCAUGCUGAUUGUAUUGAAACAUGGCUGCGUGAGAAGCAACAGUGUCCUUAUUGCAAGCAAAUUUACGGAGUACUGAGAGGAAGCUGCCCUGACGGACACUUUGAGAUUCGUCAUUUGAAGAAGAAGCUGCCAGGAUACAAUGCAAAGCGUACGGCAGGUACGGUACCGUCUGCUGCUGCCCUCACAAACGCAUUGCAAUCGCGCAGUGCCGCGAUGGAUGACGACACGACCAUGAGCCAAACAGGUACAAGCGGCAGCGACGCUAGCGAUACAACAGGCUCGUACCCUUCAUCUGCAUCAUCCUCUGUGCCUGUAUCACCUUCCAAAGGAAGCAAGGCAGAAUAUUCAUCUGGGACAUGGAUGCUAUCGUGGACUAUCCCAAGCGGUAUUCAGUCUUCUGGUCAUCAAAAUCCAGGCAAAUUUUUCUCUGGCACUUAUCGGCAAGCCUAUCUGCCAGACACGCCCGCCUUUCGCGACAUCCUCAAGAUGUUUCAAAUAGCCUGGCAACGCAAGCUCAUGUUCACUGUGGGCCGCUCUUUGACCCGUGAGGUGGACAAUGUGGUCAUUUGGGCAGGCAUUCAUUGCCGCACGGAAUGGCAUAACCAUGGUGGAUUCGGUUGGCCUUGCGAGAGCUAUGCUCAGACUGUCACGGACGAGUUCAGGCAUGUUGGCAUCACCCCCGAUCAAGAAUUGUAA